This is a messenger RNA of Paraglomus occultum, 771 nucleotides long. NCBI's taxonomy places the organism in Eukaryota, Fungi, Glomeromycota, Glomeromycetes, Paraglomerales, Paraglomeraceae. The record is from the annotation of a GenBank genome assembly.
AUGUAUGCAUUGACCAAUCUAAAGUCAAAAAAUGAAGGAGAUUCGGAUAUUUCGUACACCCUGGUUUCAUCUGAAUCAUCGAGGAGUAAAACCGAAAAGUUGAAGCCUUCAAGGUGGAACACGGUUGAGUUUUAUGUGUAUUAUAUAGUACAUGUAGUUACCAUACCGUAUAUGUUUUGGGUGGCAUACACAAUCAGUAGAGAAUCACACCCAAACUACCCACAGUACGAACAUUAUUUGUCAGACGGAUGGUUAUUUGGCCGUAAAUUUGAUAAUAGUGAUUUUCAAUUUGCAAGUGUUCGCAAUAACUACAUUCCUCUAUUUCUUGCUCUAGUCAUCCAUGUCGUACUCUCCCGAUUAUACAGAUUCCUGUUUGUUCCAUCACAACCAGCCAAACUACCUAGUCAGCACUUACAUCAAGUCUACUUUAAUCUUGUAUUCUCGCUUCUCUUCUUUUAUGGUCUCUGUGGGAACGGUUUAUUGAAGAUCUUGAUCAUACUGACUAUGAACUAUCUGAUUGCCAAAGUGUUCAAAGGGUCAAUUCUCAAUUGCGUGAUUACUUGGGUGUUUAACUUGGCAAUUUUAUUUCUAAACGACAGAUAUAAGGGAUAUGAAUUUGCAAUGGUCGAUGAGCGGUUGUCUUUCUUGGACAACAAUCGUGGUCUACUGAGAUGGCAAGUGACAUUUAAUAUUUCCAUGUUAAGAAUGAUAUCCUACAACAUGGAUUAUUACUGGAGCUUCGGAAAGCUUGCCGGUGAUGAUUCUAAAGAG